This is a messenger RNA of Spodoptera frugiperda (fall armyworm), 2831 nucleotides long. RefSeq lists its product as uncharacterized. The record is from RefSeq and is a predicted model, not a curated record. The transcript is spliced from 2 exons. Lineage: Eukaryota; Metazoa; Arthropoda; Insecta; Lepidoptera; Noctuidae. Bases 573 to 2771 code for a protein of 732 amino acids.
AGAAGUAUACUAUCAGACAAAAAGAAACAGCAAGGAUAAUUUAAAAGCCUGUAAACUCAAACAAUCAUUAAUAGAUUAAACGCCAAGCUUCUGGAAAUGACUUUUAACUAAAAUUGGUCGCGUCGUACUACACACUACUACUCAGGUUUUUUUAAUGCAAUGGGGAGCAAACGAGCCGACGGGUCACCUGAUAGUAAGCGAUCAGCGCCUCCCAUGGAAAGCCGCAUUUUAAAAAGGAAUACUCUUUUUUCUUGAAGGUCGUAUCGGUUGAGGUACUAAGGUAAGGUACCUACUAAGGUACUACUUGAAAUGUUAAUAUUUGCUCUUGUUUUCUCAAGAUUUGUACGUUUACGUUACCACAUCCUCUACUAAACAGAUAGAGUUGUUUGUGUAGUAAGUUUACAAACUGAUACAGAAACAAAUUAGAUCUGCAAUAAAAGCUUUUUCGUGUUCUUUUCCGACAGUUUCUUCUUGUAGUAACGUCACAUGAUUGUCACAUUAUCUACAAAUGUACGGUAAUGUUAACAAUUUUGUAAAAUAUUUUUAAUAUUUCUUUAAAGUUAUUUGCUACUAUGGAUAUAAAACGCACGAACCUAUUGAGCGAAAACUAUAAUUUAAGAGAAUAUUUCCUGAAAACAAAUCAGGUACCCACUCAGAGUAUGAUGAAAGAAAAAAUGAAACCUCAGCUUGCAGCAGUAUAUUUCAAGACGAUGACCCCGAAGCAGAAGGUGUUAGCAGGCCUCGAACCUCCGAUGAAAGGCGGGGGCGGCGACUGGUACAUGCCACCCAAGGAUAUUUUAGAAGGAAGAGCAGUCUUAAAACCAUUGAAAAAGAAGUAUUUGACCAAACUAAACUACCUCGGCAUCGACAAUAUUUGUAUGGAUCUGGUUAAAAAGCAUCAACAUUCCAUGAGAGAAGAGAAAAAGGAGAUGAUCGCUGAUAACGAUAAGAAAUGGACAGCUUUCGUGGAAGCCAAAAGUGCGCAAUGCUACGAAAUGCAAUCCAAAGAAGCAGCGUUGAAAAAUACGCAAAUAUUGAAGAAAGCAACCAAACAAUUUUCAGUUCUAUAUCAAACAUCCAUCAAUAAAUUGGAAUCACUGUUGUAUGAAGUAGCUUGCAAAGAGAUUAAAAGAAUACAGAAUGAAGCUCGCCGAUUUAUGUUGGAAAAAUAUUAUAUGUCAAUUUCACUUCAAGCACGACGAUUAUACGAACAGUUUAGGGAUAGUCUGGAUACAGAAAAGGCAAGACUAAAAUCUGAAUUUAUUGAAAAUGUAGAGAAGUGCCGCACCCAGCUUGGAACGCAAAUACACGACAUCGUAUUAGAUAAACAUAUUGCAAUUGAGAAGUCAAGACAAUAUAUGCAAUGCAUAAGCCUAGCUUGUCAAGUCUAUGUAGCUUUGAAAGAGAGGGAAGAAUGCGAAAAAGAAAUUAAAUAUGCUGAAAAAUUGCAUAAGAAAGAAGUAAUUACUUUAGUAGACGAAAUAGCUUACAGAGACUACACAAUUGCUAUGCACAUACAAAAAGAUAAGGCACACUUGGAGUUUAAAGAAACGUGGAAGAAGAAAGUUUUGCGCAUCGUGAAGAGUUUCCAAGUGUUUAUAUCGUAUUGUUUGAGUGUACUACCAGCACAUGCAGAUUUUUUUAUUAAUUUGGAAAAGUUAAUGUUGCUCCACCUCGAUGAAGUUUUAGAGAAUCCGAACGCUGAGAGCAUCUUUGAAGGUGAUGAGGAACAUCACGAAGACCCGAGACCUAAUCCGCAUCCUUACUACCUCUGUUGUGACAAAAGGUUCACUGCAACAGAAAUGCCACUUGUCAAAGAACUUUGUCCAAAGCGUUGUACAUCUAGUGCUUCGCAUAUGCCAGUUAUAAUUAUAAAUAAACGCCUCAUGUACACGGCUUGCGACAACUUCCAACAAUUCACCAACAAAGUAAAGGAUUAUAUGCAUGGUCACAGGGGUGAUGAUGCAGAUUUCAUAGAUCGGCGCGACUAUACGCAGUAUGUGCCGGUAACAUACCCAAAGUCGCAGCAAUUGUUAGAACUCCAGUUAGAAAGUUCUCUCAUACAAAUACUUCAGCAAGAAUACGACAACGUAAGGGAGGUACCUACCGUAUGUACAUUUUGCAAAGCACCUUACUGUUUCUGCACGAAGAAACACGUCGACAAAACGAAUCAAAUCAGCCAAACGCCCGUUGCGCCACAACCAUCCAUUUCGAAAACAAGGUCUAACACUAGAUUAGUUUAUAAAACUAAUAACCAGGUAGAUCAAUAUUUCGAGUCUUAUGUUUUGCCCAAAAGAUGUCAAUGCGUUAAGAUGGCUGGAAAACAUCUACAGCAGUUGUUGCCAGCAUACAUGAGAAGUAAACCAAUUGAUAAAGCUUAUUUGCCGAACUAUGAGCCAUGCUCGCUUCAUAUGAUGAAAAAGAUGGUUCGAGAUGCUAUGGGGCGCAAAUCUCAUGUGUCUGCGGACGACAAGCAAUCGAAGAGUAGAGAUGUGGCUACUCAGUAUGAGGAUGAGGAUCAAGACUUUGAAUUACUCUGCGAAUGUUUAUCAGCUGGCUCUUUCCAAAAUUUAUGGGUUAACCGAAAGAUUGCCGGCUCCAAAGUGUACCAUCCUUCAAUAACUGCCAGUCAGUUCCAGUUUAUCGACCACUCUACUCCAUCCACGUCGACUACUCAGGACGAGUCCUACACUAGAGACAAGAUACAUUCUCCAAAGAUUUGGCUUGAUACCUGCUCGCCUGAUAUUGAAGAAUUAUUCAAAGCUAAGUAAAUAAUUUUUAUAUCUUAAUCUUUUUGCAUUGCUUAAUUUUAUUUAUAAACGUUUUCUUAU